AUGCUUAAAGAAGAGCCUGGUAUCAAAAUACUUUAUGAAUCAACGGAAUUUAUACCUGUCCCAGGUGGAGAUUGCUCUUCUUAUUUUGAAGAAGAAAACGGUAUUUCGGAAAGCUUUGGCAAUGAUCUUGCAUUUUUACCAAAGGGAAAAAUACAAAUCAACACUACCGAAUCGGAAGAUAUAUUUUUUACUAUACAUAUCAAUGAUGACACUUAUGAUCAUUUAAAUCAAAGUUCUCCUAUGAAGAUGCAUGCAUUUGAUUCUGAUUAUCCGUACUCAAAUAGAAAUCCACCUAAGUUUAUUGAAUCAAUUGAGACGGAAAAUAAAUAUUUUUUAGCACAAUCUAAUGGUACAAAUGUAUUUUAUUUUAAUUUCUAUAGGCUAAGAAGAGAAGAAUUGGAUAGUUCAUUUCCUACCCUACUCGGUUUCAACCCAAAAUAUGAUACAUACAAUUACAUUGAAUCUGAUAUUGAGGCUAUCGAAUAUCCGGGAUUCAAAAAUAUUUACGCAUCGGUGAUAAUUACACUAAAAACUUCUAUCUUAGAAGUGUUAGCAAAUAUUGCUGCUCUUUACGGGGUAACUUUUAGUGCUUAUACACUCUUAUUUGGACUAAGAGUAAGAAAACCGCUUCUAAAAAAAUGUAUGGCUGCCGAGGCCGACGGUUUAAAAGAAACAAGAGAAACAACCGAACACGAACAAAUUGAACCGUAA
This is a messenger RNA of Diversispora eburnea, 711 nucleotides long. NCBI's taxonomy places the organism in Eukaryota, Fungi, Glomeromycota, Glomeromycetes, Diversisporales, Diversisporaceae. The record is from the annotation of a GenBank genome assembly.